Molecule: messenger RNA, 12689 nt
Organism: Myxocyprinus asiaticus (Chinese sucker)
Lineage: Eukaryota; Metazoa; Chordata; Actinopteri; Cypriniformes; Catostomidae
Gene: osbpl6
Product: oxysterol binding protein-like 6
Exons: 23
Coding region: 432-3074 (880 amino acids)
Cellular component (GO): intracellular membrane-bounded organelle; plasma membrane; cytosol
Molecular function (GO): cholesterol binding
Source: RefSeq, a predicted model, not a curated record
UACCAUCCGUGUACACUGCGUUCAAAUCCAGCCAUACACAGCACUUUUCACGACUUUCUUCACUUAAUAAGCCUAACCUUGACAACCUUCUCUAAUAUAAAUAUGAUUGUAUACGGGGACUGACUGCUGGACGAGCGUUAUAUAAAACACCUUUAAUCGCGAUCACAGCAUCGGGUUGGGUUUCUGCGCCAAGAGGAGGCAAGAAAUGAUCUGGACUCUGAACCGCUGAUCACCAACAGAAGUAGGCAUGCCAUCCUGAAGGAUCACCCUCUGAGAGUUGUUCUCUCCAAGAAUAAUUCUUAGCCGGAUUAGAGAAGUCAUUAUGGUGAACUGUUUGGCUGCGGGAUUCGCUUGUCAUGCGGCGCUGUGCAGGAAUAAGAAAAGUUGCUAAGUAAAAAGAGAGGGAAUCGAGAGAGAGAGCAGACUCUAUCAUGUCUCGCCAUCAAAGUCGAGCCACCAGCCUGGAUGAGAAGAGUGCCACGCCUGGCCACAAGAGCUCUGCCCUCUCACACAAGAGCUCCACCCCUACUCACAAGAACGCAUCAUCAUCCUCUUCCUCUCAGAGAGACAGUCGACAGGAGACAGAUAAUUGGGAGAUCAUUGAGGGGCUGAAGAUUGGACAGACUCAUGUCCAGCGUCCAGAGAAACAUGAAGGCUUCAUGCUGAAGAAGAGGAAAUGGCCCCUGAAAGGCUGGCACAAGCGCUUUUUCUUGCUGGACAACGGGAUCCUGAAAUACUCAAAAUCUCCUGUAGACAUUCAGAAAGGAAAGCUUCAUGGCAGUAUAGAUGUGGGGCUGUCCGUCAUGUCCAUUAAGAAGAGAGCUCGCCGUAUAGAUUUGGACACAGAAGAGCACAUCUACCACUUGAAGGUGAAGUCACCAGAUGUUUUUGACAUCUGGGUGUGCAUGCUGCGUCAUCAUCGUUUGUUCCGUCAGAAUGAGAUCGUUCGUUCUCCUCGUGAUGCUACGUUACGGACCUUCCCUCCGUCUGCCAGCGCAGAGUCACCGCAGACCAACCCCUCCAGCACACACCAAAACAAGCAGGUUAAACCCAGUUGUCUGCCCUGGCAGCUUCCUCCAUCCUGCAGUAAUGGCCAGAGUAAAGUGGCGGCCUGGUUGAAGGAGUCAGAGGAGAUGGAUAAAUGUGCAGAAGAACUCGCCUACUGCCAGUCUAGUCUUCUAGAAUUGAGUCAACUGCUGCAGAGUUUGGAGAUCUUACAGAGAACACAGUCAGCCCCUAAUUUCACUGACAUGCAGGUUCCCCUCAGUGCAAGUAUGUCUCAAGUGCGUCUCCACUCCUCUAAUCCAAACCUAUGUGCGGAGCUGGCUGAUUUUCAAACCCCUGUCAUGCGUCUGACUGACAGUAUCAACAGCGCAAGUGACUACAUCAAACUGCAAGAAGAUUUCUGCAUCGUUGCACAAAAAGUGCACUCUCUGCUGAAGUCUGCUUUCAACACUGUGGCCAUAGAGAAGGAGAAGAUUAAACAGGUGUUGUUGGAACAGGAACAAACCGGCCAGUCAAUUCAGCUUAUGACUCUCCGCCGCUCCCUGUCACAGGCCUUGUCCCAGAAUGCUGAGCUAAAGACCCGUCUGAACCGGAUUCACUCUGAAUCAGUCUUGGCUGAUCAAGUGGUCAGUGUGAACAUCAUCAGCAGUCCUGAUGAGGCAGGUGAGCCGCUUCACGUGGGCAUCCCUCUUUCUGCACAGGUCUCCAAUGAGAGCAGACUCUCUAUGUCAGAGUCAGUGUCUGAGUUCUUUGAUGCUCAGGAGGUGCUACUGUCAGCCAGUUCAUCAGAGAAUGAGGCAUCUGAUGACGAGUCCUAUGUCAGUGAUGUGAGUGAUAACAUUUCAGAGGACAAUGCCAGCGUCACAGAUAAUGUUUCUAGACAGAUGCCAAAUGGUGAUCUGGCCAGUGGUGCAUUGCGUAAUGGCAGACGCACGUGUCUUCCUGCCCCUGCCCCCGACACCUCCAACAUUAACCUGUGGAACAUCCUGAAGAACAACAUCGGGAAGGACCUGUCUAAGGUGUCCAUGCCAGUGGAGCUAAAUGAGCCCCUGAACACCCUGCAGCACAUGUGUGAGGAGCUGGAAUACACUGAGCUACUGGAUAAAGCUGCUCAAACUGACGACCCCUAUGAACGCAUGGCAAUCGUUGCAGCGUUUGCAGUUUCAGGAUAUUCGUCCACCUAUUACAGAGCGGGCAGUAAACCCUUUAACCCUCUGCUGGGGGAAACAUAUGAAUGUAUCCGGGAAGACAAAGGAUUCUGCUUCUUCUCUGAACAGGUGAGCCAUCACCCCCCCAUCUCCGCCUGUCACUGUGAGUCACAGAACUUCACCUUCUGGCAGGAUGUCAGAUGGAAGAAUAAGUUUUGGGGGAAGUCUAUGGAGAUUCUUCCCAUUGGAACAGUAAAUGUCAUGCUGCCUAGUUAUGGUGAUCACUAUGAGUGGAACAAAGUGACGACAUGCGUCCACAAUAUUCUGAGUGGCAGACGAUGGAUUGAACAUUAUGGAGAGGUCACCAUCAGAAACACUCGCAACACUACCUGCAUCUGCAAACUCACCUUUAUUAAGGGUAAUUACUGGAGCUCUAAUGUGAAUGAGGUGCAGGGCUCUGUGCUGGACCAGGAGGGGAAGGUUAUUCACAGGCUGUUUGGCAAAUGGCAUGAGGGUCUUUACUGUGGAGUCCCACCUUCAGCUAAGUGCAUGUGGAGACCAGGGUCAAUGCCCACAGACUAUGAGCUGUACUACGGCUUCAGCAGGUUUGCUAUAGAGCUGAACGAGCUGUUCCCAGAACUUAAGGAACUGCUGCCAUCAUCAGAUGCACGCUUCAGACCUGACCAGAGGUAUCUGGAGGAAGGAAAUGUCCAGAUGGCAGCAACUGAAAAGCAACGAAUAGAAGAGCAGCAGCGUCACAGGAGGAAGUGGUUGGAGGAGAACAACAUCAGAUAUCAGCCACGAUUCUUCAAGAAGGUUAUGGACAGUAACCAUAGGGAGAGGUGGGUGUCUAAUAACACAUACUGGGAACUGCGCAAGGACCCAGGCUUCCUCAAUCUAGAGAACCCUCAACUGUGGUAGGAUCAACAUAUCCGUGCUGAUGACGCCUUCACUGCUGACUACAGAUGCUUACUAUGCAGGACUCUGCUGAACAGGAGAAGCCCUGGGUCUUUCCUGUAGAUUUGGAUUUUAUCUCUAGAAAAAAAUAAAUUGAAGAGAACAGACUUGCCACAUCACUUCAGCAGACCCCACCUCCAUGAUCAUCCUCUCCAUAGUAACACAGAGACAGCGCUGUUGUCAGGGCAACAGUAAGAGCAGUGGAGCUGUCCACAUGAAACCAGUUGUGCUUCCUGUUGUCCUUGCCUUAAAAAGUCACUAUUCAACAACAUAGUUUUAUGGUUUUAGUCAUAAUCCCUGAACUUCUGAAAAUUAUUGGUUUAGAUUGAUUAAAUUUGUUCUUGGUUACACCAUUACAUCUACAGUAUAUUCUGCAUGUGUAGAUGGCUGCUUUCAUAUGUUACACUGUGUCCUAGCUGGGCGUGAAGCGAUAAAGCAAAAAGCGAUAAAAGUUAUCUCUUCCAUUAUAAAUCUGAGCAGCGGGAAACGGUGCAUUUUGUUGAUCGCUUGAUUUCUAUUUCUGCAGCAUUAUGCUGGGUAGCUCCUCCCACUGCAAACUCUCAUUGGUUCAAAAUCUCACUCCACAUUACAGUACAUUUAAAGCAAUAGUUCACCCAAAAAAUCAGCAGCCAUAUCACCCUGCAGCUCUUGCCUGGUUGCCCACUAAAGCUAAGCAGGGUUGAGCCUUGCCAGUACCUGGAUGGGAGACCUCCUGGGGAAAACUAAGGUUGCUGCUGGAAGAGGUAUGAGGGAGGCCAGCAGAGGGUGCUCACCCUGCAGUCUGUGUGGGUCCUAAUGCCCCAGUUUAGUGACAGGGAUACUAUACCUGAUAAAGGCGCCAUUCUUUGGAUGAGAUUUUAAACUGAGGUCCUGCCUCUCUGUGGUCAUUAAAAAUCCUAAGGCACAUCUCGUAAAAAGUAGGGGUGUACCCCGGUGUCCUGGCUAAAUUACCCCCAUUGGCCUUUAUCUGUCAUGGCCUCCUAAUAAUCCCCAUCCCUGAAUUGGCUACUACUCUCUACUCUCUCCUCUCCAUCGAUAACUGGUGUGUGGGGCGCGUACUGGUGCACUAUGGCUGCCGUCGCAUCACCCAGGUGGAUGCUGCACACUGGUGGUGGUUGAGGAAAGUCCCCAUAUACUAUGUAAAGUGUUUUUAAGUGUCUAGAAAAGCACUAUAUAAAUAUAAGGUAUUAUUUUUAUUAUAAAAAAUGAUAAAUCUCUUAUCAUUUACUUACCCUCAUGCCAUCUCAAACUCAUCUCUCAUAUUUAAGCCAAGGAAUCUGCAGAUGUCAAGAUUUAUAGUGAAAAAUUAGUUAAAUUGUUGUCUGUUUCAUACCCAAAACCAAUCGUUUCAUUUCAGAAGACAUGAAUUAAACCAAUCUAGUAGUAUGGAUUAAAUUUAUGCUGCUUUUAUGUCCAUUUUGGAGCUUGAAAGUUUUGGACCCCAUUGACUUGCAUUGUCUGGAUAUAUGCACAUCAUAUAUCCUUGAAAAUAUCUUUGUGUUAUGUUAAGAGAUGCUAGUGGCUACCCAUUACCUUCCUACCUACCUACUGUCUAACAAACUGUGUGCUUACAGAGGUGAAGUAAUGUGAAAAGAGGAAAAGAAAAAGAAAAGCAAUUGGCUAGCAGCGGAUGAUGCCGUCACUGUGAAACCACCAGCCCAAACCGUAGUCCUGCUCAUGAGUCAUCCCAAGCUGACUCUUCUUAGUAGUUUGUUGGAAUCCAGUUCCCCUGGCUAAACAGCAUGAAUAUAAUGCCAGUAAUAGUUAUAUAUGUGUAAUACAAGUCAUGGUUUAAAUCAGUAAACAGAGUAGAUGUUGGUGGCCAACGUCUAAAUUAAAAGAUUUUGUUUGAACUGUAAGAUUAAUGACUAAAAGUCUUUGAAGUCCAUCUUGAAUUAACUGUGGAAGUGCACAUAGAUGAAGUGUCCUUUUUAUUUUACUGAUGAAGGCUUUAGUUGGCAUUCAUGUAUUGUCUAUGUAUUCCAUUUUAAGAGAGUGUAGUCCAUCUUUUGACCAAGAUGAUGCAGGCAGAGGUCAGUGAAUGGCAUUGCAGUCCGGCUGGAAACUUGUGGCAGUACAUUCUGGUGAAGUCCAUCCUAAGUCCGAGGUUCAGGCAGUGGCCAGUGAAGUAUCCCAUGUCUUACGGAUUGAAGUUGGCAGGAGUUCAUCCUCUGUGAAGUCAAUUGCAGGAGACUGAAGGGAUGUCUGUUUGCACAGACUGCAGUUAGUAGUCAUCACUCAGCGACACAUAGCGGUGGGAGUGGGACACUGGGCAGGUUAACAGGUACAAUCAGCAAAACUUAACAGGUAGCCAAUGAAUCGACAAUAAAAUGGGACUGAUAUGAUCAUAUUUCUUGGUUCUAGUCAGCACUCCUAGCUGCUAAAUUUUGAACUAAUUUAAGUUUAUUUACUGAACCUGCCUGACAUCUUCCCAGUAAUGCAUUACAAUAAUCUAGUCUUGAGGUCAUGAACGCAUUAAUUGGUUUUUCAGCAUCAAAACAGAGCGUGUUGUAAUUUGGCAAUAUUUCUGAGGUGGAAGAAUGCUGUUCUACAAACAUUGGAAAUGUGAUUUUCAAAGGACAGAUUGCUAUCAAAUAUAACACCUAAAUUCUUUGCUGUAGAAGAUGGCAUAACAGUACAUACAUUGAGAGUCAACUUAUAUUCUAGGUGUGUUGCAUUAACUGUCUUAACAUUGCCAAGCCCCGACACCUGCCCUUCAUCUAAAAUCUUAACAGUACAUAGAAAUUCAUACAGACAGCAGUUAGAGACAGCAUAAUGGUGAGUAAAUUAUCAUUUUGGGUGAACUAUUUCUUUAACAUCAUAUAUGGUUUUAUUUGCUGUGAUCGUAGUUUUAUGUUAAGUCUGAACAGACAAAUGGCUUGACGCUGGAAACUUUUUGUAUCACGACUGGUUAAGACAGUGUUUUACGGACUAGGGGUUGAUAAUGGUCGAUAAUGAUAAACAUUUUUAUAAAAAGUGAUUCAAAAACUCUGGAAAAAUAAUGAAAGUUCCUUUUGUAUUUAAAACAAUAUCCAGAGUAGGCUAAUGGUAGACAUGUCUUAUCCAUUGCAAUGAAACAACUUUAUCAAUAAAUACAAUAGUGGACCUUAUUCGUCAAAACAUGAGCAGAACAGAUUUGUUCAUACAUUUUUAGUAAAGCCAUUCUUAUGUAAAUUUGUAUAUUGAAUUCAAUGACAAUUUACGUACAGUAAAAAUGGAUGAAUGAACAUCAAGUAUAAAUAAGGAGGAUAAGGACAAAUUUGUUCUGCUUGUGUUUCAAGAAAAAGUCCCAUUCUUUUAAUAAUUAGUUAUCUUUUUUAUUUACUCGUCAUCAUUUUGCAAUCCAAGAAAAUUAGGCUACUCUCUUUUUUGUCAAACAUAGAGGUAUAAGCAUUUGUAUCCAAAACAAAUUUAACUUGUAUAAUCACCCACCCCUAAUAAGGACUCAAAAUUAGUCAGUUUAGUUUUAAUAUUGUUAUGGUAUUUUUGUAAACGAUCAAAAGGACAGAAUUGCUUGGCAGUUAAAGGUGUGCAGUGAUUGGUUGGUCCAUUUCAUUAAAGAAGUCUUAUUUUACCUCUUCAUUUUCAGAGGCAUCCUUUUAAUGUUCUUUCAAAGGUACAGUUAAAUAUGUACCAUAUGCUGAAGGUACAGUAUAAGAUGGUUUUAUAAUUGUACAUGCUGUAACGGCUCACAUUUCAAAUCCUUCCAAAGAAUCAAACCUGUAAAGCGGCAUCCACAUGACUCGCAUAAGGCCCAGCAUAAAGCGCUGCUUUGCCCUCCACAUGACAAGCAUUGAAGAAAGCACCACAGGGGGCAAUUUUACUAAUUUUCCUGGGAAUAAAGCAGAAGGUGUGCAAAGUAAACAUUGAAAACGUAUUUGGAGAAGAGAAAAAGGUCCUGGCAAUUGAUACACUCACUGCACAAAGUAAUAAGAGGACUCCUUUACUGUAAGGUCUUUGGGGUGCUGGUCAAUGUAGUAAUCCUCUUAAAGACGUUGCUGUUUAAACCCACAUGGGGGUGCUGGAAACUAUCACAAAAAUAGUAUGGUAUUAUUCAGUAACCACUUGCUUGAUCUACAAAAAAUAUGUGUCCUUCUAAAACUUAGACUCUGAUCUUUACAAUGAAUAUAGCUGAACUGACCAAUUCUAAAAUACUGCUUUUAAAUUUGCUGACAAAUUAGAACUUCCAUUUUCAUAGUUAGUAAAUUUGUGAUCACAAAAAUAUUUAGAACGAGUAAAAAAAAUAAAAAUAAAAAAAUCACAUAUAAAACGGAUACAUGCAACUAACCCAAAUUAAAAAAAAAAAAAAACUAAAACAUUCUGAGCAUGUAUUUUCGGUUUGCCCUUGAAAAGGUAUACAUCUUUAAAAAUUGCCUUCAAGGUCCUCUGGAUGCUUGAAAUGUACAAAUAAAAAUAAAUUAUGAAACAUUAAAUAUCUCUUCAGACGAUUUUAAAAUAUUUAUUGUUGCUUUGUACUCUAAAAGACAUCAUUGGUGAGGUAAAAGCGUGUGUGAAAAUCACUAUAGUGUUAACUUGACCUCAAAUUACAAUGCUUGAGGGAAGCGCAAUGCGGCGCCAGGGCAGCGCAGACUUUGAAACUUUCCUCCAUAGACUUCCUUGCCUUUGUAAAAGUUAAAGGUGGGCAAGGAGGAGGCAGGAACCGGCUGAACAGUCAACAUAAAGUUUAAUGUAAAACUCGCUCUCCCACUGAUCAGCUGAUUCAGCGGCGGCAGUGCAUCGUCAUGGCCCGGCCUUGCCCUCCUCCUCGUCACACUCCUCCCCCGCCCGAUUCAGACCAGGGUGCCACCAGUCUUACCCUGCCUUACCAAGCAUUUUUCCAUUACCAUUGCUGAUUGUUCUCUUGUUAUGAGUUUUCCUGGAUUUUCUGCCUUUUGGAUACCCCUUUGUUUUGUUUGCCUUGUUGGACUGUCUUUUUGGUUUAUUGGAUUAUACCGCCUGCUUAACAACUACCUCUAUUUGCCUGCCGAUUUGGAUUGUUUGCUUGUGUACUUUAAUAAAUUUCCUGCACAUGGAUCCUAACACCGUCUCCAUGGCCAGUUCGUUACAGAAUACUUGGCGUAACAUGGAUCCAGCGGAAGUUUCACAGCUCCAGGCCACAUUCGCGCACCAGUGCUCGCACCUCGGUAUUAAGGGGUUACCAAGACCAGCUGAACAACCUACGAGCUGCCAAUGAAUGUUUGACACAAUACAUUCACUCACUGCCAGCUCCCCAUGCUAAACCGGUAAGCUUUGCUCUACCUGAUAAGUUUGAUGGUUCUGCUGAACAAUGCUGGGGUUUGUUAUGACAAUGCAAGAUAUUUUCCUCAAAUCAGCCUGAAUCAUUUGAUCAAGACACCAGAAAAUGUUAUUUAAUGUCAAAGCUCUCGAUUGGGCCGGCGCUGUUUGGGAUAAAGAUUCUCAAAUCCAGGUUUCAUGUGAUUACUUCAUUCAACAAAUCCAUGAAGUCUUCGAGUAUCCAGCGGGCGGCCAAGGUAUCUCUGUUCAGCUACUUCAUCUACGGCAGGGUCAUCGAUCAGCAGCGGAUUAUGCAGUUCUGUUCAAGACACUAGCGGCUCAGAGUGGGUGGAAUGAUGUCACUCUGAAGACUGUUUACCGCAAAGGGCUUAACCUAAAACUCAGGAUGAAACUGACCUCCAAGGGUGAAGGUACGAAUCUUUCUGAAUACAUAAUUAUGGCCAUCAAGAUUGAUAACCUGCUACAAAAUGCUUCACGGCCUCAGUUUCGCUUCACCUCGAAUUCUACAGUCUCAGUACAGGCCCAGGAAUCCACUGUAUCACCCGAACCCAUGCAAGUUUCAUACAAUCGUGUUUCCAUGGAGGAACGCCAAUGUCGACGCAAUGAAAACCUUUGCUUUUACUGUGGUUCACAAUGUAAUUUCAAUGCUACGUGUCCACACAAGAAAUCAAGUUCCUCUGAGUCAAGGCAGCACAUGAGUACCAUGAACAUUAUAUCACCCAUCUCACAUAAUUUUCUGUUGCCUGUAGAGAUCUCCAUUGGUGAUCAUGUAAGAUGUGUUACAGCAUUAGUGGAUUCUGGGGCUGCUGUUAAUCUCAUUAAUCAGGAGAUUGUUCAAGAACUCAACAUACCCACCAUUGAAUGCUUUCCUAAGAUUAACAUCACCACAGUUGACAACGCACCUAUUGGUACUGGCAUAACACAACAGACUGUUCCUAUAACCAUCAAGAUUGGACUUUUCAUGUAGAGAAUAUCUCACUAUAUGUCAUCAACUCACCCAAGCAUGCUCUUAUCCUGGGUCAUCCCUGGCUGGCCAUCCAUGACCCAUUGAUAUCCUGGAACCAAGUUGAGCUCACACAUUGGUCAAGUUUCUGUCAAAAACAUUGUUUCCAUGUUGCUGUUUCCAGGCCUUGCCUUAUCACCAGUAUUGAGAGUCCUGAAUCAUAGAAGGAGACCACGAUUCCCAAGGAGUAUGCAGAGUUCAGUGAAGUGUUUAGUAAGAUUAAAGCUACACAACUUCCUCCUCAUCGUCCAUGGGACUGUGCUAUUGAACUUCUGUCCAAUACAGAUCCACCGAGAAGCAAGGCCUAUGCAUUGUCACACCCUGAAAACCUCGCCAUGGAGAAUUACAUUGAGGAAGCCCUUGCCUCCGGUUACAUCCAUCCCUCCACCUCCCCAGCUGCUACAGGUUUCUUUUUCGUAGAGAAGAGGGAUGGAGGUCUACGUCCCUGUAUCGACUACCGAGGCCUGAACUCUGUCACCAUAAAAUAUCGUUACCCAUUACCACUUAUCCCCUCAGCCCUUGAACAACUCCGUGAAGCCAAGAUCUAUACCAAACUUGAUCUAAGGAGUGAUUAUAACCUCGUCAGGAUUCGAGAAGGGGAUGAGUGGAAGGCUGCUUUCAUCACCACCAGGGGCCACUAUGAAUAUAUGGUCAUGCCGUAUGGACUUGCUAACGCCCCCACAGUUUUCCAGUCCUUUAUCAACAAAAUAUUCAGAGACUUACUGAAUCAUUGUGUGGUGGCCUACAUUGACGACAUCCUCAUCUACUCACAAAACAUGGAACAACAUAUCCAGCAGGUCAAGACAGUCUUAUCACGUCUCCAGGAACACCAACUAUUUGUCAAGGCAGAAAAGUGUGAGUUCAUACCUCUCAUACCACUUUCCUGGAUUACAAUAUCAGCCAUCAAGGUGUGGAGAUGGAUGUCUCAAAGGUAACCGCAGUCACCGAAUGGCCUCGACCUUCUAAAAUCAAGGAACUACAGCAGUUCCUGGGCUUUGCCAACUUCUAUCGCCGUUUCAUUAGGAAUUACAGUACCACUGCAGCACCACUCACGUCAUUGCUCAAAGGAAAGCCAAGCAAGUUGCCAUGGAACAAUGCCGCAUACCAAGCCUUCAUCUCCCUCAAGUCAAGCUUCACGACUGCUCUGAUACUGAAACAUCCUGACCCCUAUCCCUUCGUCGUUGAGGUAGACACUUCAGAUUGUGAGAUUGGAGUGGUCCUGUCACAACGUCACAGAACACCAGGCAAGCUUUACCCAUGUGCCUUUUUCUCCAGGAAGUUGAACUCAGCUGAACAUAACUAUGAUGUGGGGAAUAAAGAAUUACUUUCCAUGAAAGUGGCACUCGAGGAAUGGCAUCACUGUUUAGAGGGGUCAAUCCACCCAUUCCAAGUUAUCACCGUUCACAAGAAUCUUGAAUAUAUCAAGGCAGCCAAGAGAUUGAACCCACGUUAAGCACGAUGGUCAUUGUUUUUCACCAGGUUCAAUUUUACAGUCACUUACUGUCCUGGCAGCAAGAAUAGCAAGGCAGAUGCACUAUCACGCAGACAUGAUCCACCUCACCUCCAACCUCACCCUGGGUCCAUCCUGCCACCAUCUGUCAUCAUAGCACCGAUUAACUGGGACAUCAUGGAGGAGAUACAACGAGCACAACAGCAUGAACCGUCACUACCUAACUGCUCCCCUACCAAGCACUACGUACCCCAAGCUCUACGUCAGAGGACUAUCCAAUGGAUCCACACUUCCCUGAGCACAGGACACCCUGGAAUCCAAAGAACUGUUACCCUGGUACGUAAUUCUUUCUGGUGGCCAUCGUUGAUUCAUGAUGUGACUAACUAUGUGAAGUCUUGUCAGAGAACUGCCCACGGGGUUGCUUCAACCACUGCCCAUACCACAAAUACCAUGGUCUCACCUGUCCAUCAACUUCGUCACAGACCUGCCAAACUCCCAUGGAUAUACUACCAUUCUGGUAAUAAUUGAUCGAUUUUUUAAAUCAUGUAGACUUGUCCCUCUCAAGGGUUUACCCACUGCCAUGGAAACCGCUAAUGCUUUGUUCAACCAAGUGUUUAGGAUCUAUGGAUUACCAGAGGACAUCAUGUCCAAUUGAGGUCCACAGUUCAUGUCCCCAGUUUGGCAGGUGUUCUGCAAACAACUGGACAUUAAUGUGAGUCUCACUUCUGGUAAUCACCCUCAGGCCAAUGGACAGGUGGAAUGUCUAAACCAAGAGAUUAGCAGAUUUCUUCAGAGCUAUUGUAGCUGUGAACAGGAGAAGUGGAGCGACUUCCUGCCCUUGGCCGAAUAUGCACAGAAUUCCCUCACUCAUACCUCUAUGGAUUUAACCCCCUUCCAAUGCAUGCUGGGUGAGAGGGUGUGGGACAGCGCACAUGUCUGGCUACAGCGAGCGGUCCGAGUUCAACGCUUCCAUGCUGACCGACGGAAGCACCCCCAUCCCAACUAUCAGCCAGGACAGAGAGUCUGGUUGUCCAGAAGGCUACCCUGCAGGAAGCUCAGUCCAAGGUAUGUGGGUCCUUUCAGAAUUAUCCAUCAAAUAAACUCAGUUACUUACCGUUUAGAGCUUCCUGCUAAUUACCGUAUUUCUCCUUCCUUCCAUGUGUCCUUGCUGAAACCUGUCCACCCGGCGUCUGGCUGUGGAACCAUGGAUUCUGAGCCUCCACCUCCAUUGGAGGUAGAUGGAGCCCCAGCAUAUAUGGUCAGAGAGAUCAUGAACUCAAGACGACGAGGGAGCCAGAUGCAAUACUUGGUAGACUGGGAGGGCUAUGGACCAAAGGAGAGAUCAUGGGUAGCCGCCAAGGACAUAUUGGACCCGUCCCUGAUCCAAGAACUUCAUCAUGCCCAUCCUAAUCGUCCAGCACCACAACCAAGGGGACAUCCCAGUAGAAGAACACCAGGAGUUGUUCGUAGAGGGGGGGUUCUGUAACAUCCGAGGUUGUUACCCCUCCUACCAACCAACAGAGGGAGCCCUCUCCCGAAUACUAACUCUGUACCGUUUCUUCUUUGGUGAUUUCCUGUUUGAACUAUAUAAAUACCAUGCUGUUCCAUUUUGACUUUGCGAAGUAUUGCCAGUUUACCCUGCCUUACCAAGUGUUAUUCUAUUGCCAUUGCUGAUUGUUCUCUUGUUAUGACCAUUGCCUGUUUUCCUGGAUUUACUGCCUUUUGGAUACCCCUUUGUUUUGUUUGCCUUGUUGGACUGUCUUUUUGGUUUAUUGGAUUAUAGCGCCUGCUUAACAAUUACCUCUAUUUGCCUGCCGAUUUGGAUUGUUUGCUUGUGUACCUUAAUAAACUUCCUGCAAAUGGAUCCUAA